Molecule: messenger RNA, 1376 nt
Organism: Arachis duranensis
Lineage: Eukaryota; Viridiplantae; Streptophyta; Magnoliopsida; Fabales; Fabaceae
Product: carbonic anhydrase 2
Exons: 10
Coding region: 255-1097 (280 amino acids)
Biological process (GO): carbon utilization
Molecular function (GO): zinc ion binding; carbonate dehydratase activity
Source: RefSeq, a predicted model, not a curated record
UGGAUGCUUCCUUUCAUGUGGCCCUUCAAAUUCUUCAUCAUUCUCCCUCCAUUUUCGGUGCCUAAGGGCUAUGGCUUUUUGAGCUACCCUCCUCACUUCUCUUAGUCAAAUAACCUAUACCCUUUUUGCCAUCUACCUCACUCACACGGCAACGUGGAAAAAAGAAGUCAAAUUUCUCGCAGAAAGGUUUAAUUUUUGAUAGGGUGAUAGUCAUCUAUAGAGAUCAGAGGAUCAUUGGUGCAAAGCGAUAGAAGAUGGCGAGGUCAUUUAAAAAGUGCAUGAUGCUUUGUUGUACCGGCAAGAUUUCCUCGAAGGAAGACAUGGCAGCUGGAGACUCAUACGAUGACGCCAUUGCAGCCCUCUCCGACCUCCUCAAGGACAAAGCCGAACUCGGCAGCCUGGCCGCCGCAAAGAUCAAGCAGCUCACGGCGGACCUGGAGGCCGCCGGUUCCACUCCAUUCAACCCGGAUGACAGGAUCCGAACCGGCUUUGACCACUUCAAGAAGGAGAAAUUCGAAAAGAAUCCGGAUUUGUUUGGCGAACUCGCUAAAGGACAGAGCCCAAAGUUUAUGGUUUUUGCUUGCUCAGAUUCAAGAGUUUGCCCAUCUCAUGUUCUGGAUUUCCAACCUGGUGAAGCUUUUGUGGUCCGAAACAUUGCCAACAUGGUUCCACCAUAUGAAAAGACGAAGUACGCAGGAACAGGGGCAGCCAUUGAAUAUGCGGUCUUACAUUUAAAGGUGGAGAAUAUUGUGGUAAUUGGACAUAGCUGCUGUGGAGGUAUAAAGGGACUCAUGUCUAUCCCCGAUGAUGGGACCACUGCAAGUGACUUCAUAGAGCAAUGGGUCCAAAUUUGUAACCCAGCAAGAUCUAAGGUUAAAGGAGGAGCUGGUGACUCAAGCUUUUCAGAUCAAUGUGCCAAUUGUGAAAAGGCAACUGUGAAUGUAUCACUUGGGAACCUAUUAACUUAUCCAUUUGUGAGAGAAGCAGUAGUGAGUAAAAAGCUUGCAUUGAAGGGUGCACAUUAUGAUUUUGUUAAAGGCAGCUUUGAGUUGUGGGAUUUGGACUUCAAAGUCACUCCCCCUGUGUCCCUGAUUUAAGAGAGAGAUAUAAUAUUACUACAUCACCUUCAAGGAGAGUUCUCAAUCAAAAUCUCAUGUAUAUUACUUCUUUCUACAAGUCUUCUGUCUUUGUAAUUCCCAGAAAAAAGAGACGCAAACACUCGGCAAAAAUAAUGCUCCUUGUGACCUAGAUAAUCUCCUAAUUUUUGUUAUGUACUUUUAUGUUCCAGCAAACUUUUGAAUAUAAGGAUACUGAUAUAUCCACCUAAAUCAAAGUAAUGCUUUUUUGCAUUCAAUAUAAAGUAUUUACUUUAAAAA